Messenger RNA from Stylophora pistillata, 1881 nucleotides. RefSeq names its product neural cell adhesion molecule L1. The record is from RefSeq and is a predicted model, not a curated record. Lineage: Eukaryota; Metazoa; Cnidaria; Anthozoa; Scleractinia; Pocilloporidae.
GAACGAAACUAGGUAUUGCUUCCCCUCCCAGGGGAUUAAAGGUCACCCAUAGAACGUAUCGUUAUUCCAUUGGGCAGAGGUCCAAGCAACUAGCAACAAACUUGAUAGGUUAUCUAUCAUUUCGGCACUCGGUAUGAGCCAACUUUCAACUUGUUUCAACGGGAAAUCAACGAAGAUGGAGCCUAAGGCAAAUAAGAAUUCUCACGUUCUUAUGUUUGGCCUUUCAUUUAAUUUAAUCCUGACGUUGGGCUCACUUGGUUUCACGUGUUAUUCUCUGCAUCGAUCAUCGAAGUUAGACUUGCGUUUAACAUCACUUGAGCAAAACUUAUUGCUUACAAACCCUCUGUAUCAGCUUUCCAAUUCUGUGAUUGUAGAACCAACAUCUGCACAUACUCACCCAAGUGGAUCAUUAAAGAAAGAAACGGCUCGCGUCCGGAGAGCUGCUGAACGACCCACCGUGUGCCGCAAAUGUAAAACCGUCUGCGUGCGCUCGAAUGGCCAGCGAAGGAAUUCAUUCGUGGAAAGAAGCCAAGGAAACGUUGUUUGCGUUGAGGGCCCACCAGGUCCUCCCGGUAUACCUGGACGCACUGGUCCCCAGGGCCCACCUGGAUCGAACGGUAGGAGAGGAAAAAAAGGACCAAGGGGUGUGCCUGGCCCUCAGGGAAUACGUGGUAUAAGAGGACCACCGGGAUCCCCUGGCAAAUCAGCGCAACAGAGAACACAACAUAGCGAUGGAGGUCAGUUAGAAUUGCCACAAUUCAUUUCAAAGCCUUCCUCCACCGUAACAGUGAAAGAGACAGAAAAUGUCCAAAUGCCUUGUAAAGCAAAUGGCUUCCCACAACCCAUGAUCACGUGGUACAAAAAUGGACACCCGAUAGAGCAGGACGAGAGGUACUUUGGAGAAAGGAGUCUGGAAUUAGAGAGAGUUCAAUUCCAGGAUCGUGGUGUCUACACCUGUACAGGGGAAAAUCUUCUGGGCAGAGCAGAAUCAUCCGUCAACGUCACCGUGAAAGUACCAGCAAAGUUUCUUACUGAACCUAAGCGUUCCGUAACCGCUUACAAGACAUGGGACACCUUGCUCCAAUGUGACAUCUUCGGGUACCCCUCCCCUGUGAUAACAUGGAGAAGAUCUGGCGAACACCUUUCAAUCAACAGGCAUUUUAUUAACGGAUCCCAGCUUAUCAUUCAAAAUACAACAGAGGACGAUGCUGGCGCUUACCUUUGUCAGGGAACCAACCAACUGGCAAAUGUCGUGAGAGUGAUAUGGGUCGUUGUUAAAGUUGUUGUGAAUCCCUACAUUGUGUCAAGUCCUCCCAAUACAAUUAAAGUCCAACAUGUUGGUGAUGCUGUGACAUUAAACUGUUCAGCUGGUGGUUCGCCUCUACCCAAAGUCGUGUGGCUCAAAGAUCGUCGACGUGUUGCCUCAAGAACCGCAAACGACAAGAAUGAUUUGAUAAAGAGUGAAUUAGUCAUUCAUCACUUCAAGCCACGUGACUCUGGAAUCUACACAUGUCUAUUUUAUAACGACAAGAAUGUAACAGCGGAAUCCAACACAAGCCUGAGUUUGUCGCAUUUUAUUUAUCUUCAUUAUAUUACUCAAAGUUUAUAUCUUCUUUUUAUCGAAUGAACUGGAAAUGAUUCACUCCUGCGCGGUAAGACAGCCCGCAUUUAACAUUUUGUGAGUGCAUGUGUGUGUGUGUGUGUGUGUGUGUGUGUGUGUGUGUGUGUGUGUGUGUGUAUGUGUGUGUUUUUAUGAAACUUGUAUCUAUUUCAAUUAAUUAAGAGAGAAAUUAAGAAUCGCCCAUCGUCAAGUAUUCAGUCCUCUCUUCCUUUCUCCCACUCUCCCUUUUGUUGUAAUUGUUGUUUUGGUUUUUUUUUUNU